AUGUCAUACAAUAACGGAGGAUAUAACAACAGAAACGGAGGUAGUUACGGUGGUGGCUACGGUGGUGGUAGUAGUAGCAGAGGUGGAGGCUAUGGUGGUGGUGGAAGAGGUGGUAGAGAUCAAGGUGGAUACAGAGGUGGAAGAUUCAGUGGUGGUGGUGGUAGAUUUAAUGAUGCUCCAAGACAGGAAUUAACUGCCCCACAAUGGGAUUUAGAACAAUUGCCAAAAUUUGAAAAAAAUUUCUAUUCAGAACAUCCAGAUGUUGCUGCUAGAUCUGAUAGAGACAUUGAAGCAUUUAGAAAAGAAAACGAAAUGACAGUUAAAGGUCAUGAUAUUCCACAUCCAAUUACUACAUUUGAUGAAGCUGGUUUCCCAGAUUACGUUUUACAAGAAGUUAAAGAUCAAGGUUUCCCUAAACCAACUGCUAUUCAAUGUCAAGGUUGGCCUAUGGCUUUGAGUGGUAGAGAUAUGAUUGGUAUUGCUGCCACUGGUUCUGGUAAAACUUUAUCUUAUUGUUUGCCAUCUAUUGUUCAUAUCAAUGCCCAACCACAAUUACAAUAUGGUGAUGGUCCAAUUGUAUUAGUUUUGGCACCAACAAGAGAAUUGGCAGUUCAAAUUCAAACUGAAUGUGCUAAAUUUGGUAAAUCAUCUAGAAUUAGAAACACUUGUGUUUAUGGUGGUGCACCAAAAGGUCCUCAAAUUAGAGAUUUAGCUAGAGGUGUUGAAAUUUGUAUUGCCACUCCAGGUAGAUUAAUUGAUAUGUUAGAAGCUGGUAAAACUAAUUUGAAAAGAGUUACUUAUUUGGUUUUAGAUGAAGCUGAUAGAAUGUUGGAUAUGGGGUUUGAACCACAAAUUAGAAAAAUUGUUGAUCAAAUUAGACCUGAUCGUCAAACUUUGAUGUGGUCUGCUACUUGGCCAAAAGAAGUGCAACAAUUAGCUAGAGAUUAUUUGAAUGAUCCUAUUCAAGUCACCAUUGGAUCAUUGGAAUUGGCUGCUUCCCACACCAUUACUCAAUUGGUUGAAGUCAUUGAUGAAUUUUCCAAGAGAGAUAGAUUAGUUAAACAUUUGGAAUCUGCUUUGAAUGAAAGAGAAAACAAAAUAUUAGUUUUCGCUUCUACCAAAAGAACAUGUGAUGAAAUUACUACUUAUUUAAGAUCAGAUGGAUGGCCAGCAUUAGCUAUUCAUGGUGAUAAAGAUCAAAGUGAAAGAGAUUGGGUUUUGGAUGAAUUCAGAAAGGGUAAAACUUCUAUUAUGGUUGCAACAGAUGUUGCUGCAAGAGGUAUUGAUGUCAAAGGAAUUACUCACGUCAUUAACUAUGACAUGCCAGGAAAUAUUGAAGAUUAUGUUCAUAGAAUUGGUAGAACUGGUAGAGGAGGUGCUAGUGGUACAGCUAUUUCAUUCUUCACUGAUGGUAAUUCCAAAUUGGGAGGUGAUUUAUGUAAAAUCAUGAGAGAAGCUCAUCAAACUAUUCCACCAGAAUUACAAAGAUACGAUAGAAGAAGUUAUGGAAGUCAUAUGAGAUUUGGCUCAGGUAGAGGUGGUAGAGGUGGUAGAGGUGGAUACGGUGGAUACGGUGGUGGUAGAGGUGGUGGCAGAGGUGGAAGAGGCGGUUAUGGUGGUCAUAGAACUACUGGUAGUAACACCGCUCCAUUAGGAGGUAACCGCAGAUAUUAA
This is a messenger RNA of Candida dubliniensis CD36, 1674 nucleotides long. It is a transcript of the gene DBP2, whose product is annotated as DEAD-box ATP-dependent RNA helicase. Bases 1 to 1674 code for a protein of 557 amino acids. Gene Ontology annotation, molecular function: RNA helicase activity; ATP binding; RNA binding. NCBI's taxonomy places the organism in Eukaryota, Fungi, Ascomycota, Pichiomycetes, Serinales, Debaryomycetaceae. The record is from RefSeq and is a predicted model, not a curated record. The transcript is spliced from 2 exons. Gene Ontology annotation, cellular component: nucleus; ribonucleoprotein complex; cytoplasm. Gene Ontology annotation, biological process: rRNA processing.